This is a messenger RNA of Branchiostoma floridae (Florida lancelet), 1968 nucleotides long. Its product is annotated as G-protein coupled receptor 54-like. Gene Ontology annotation, biological process: neuropeptide signaling pathway. The record is from RefSeq and is a predicted model, not a curated record. Gene Ontology annotation, cellular component: membrane. Gene Ontology annotation, molecular function: G protein-coupled peptide receptor activity. Lineage: Eukaryota; Metazoa; Chordata; Leptocardii; Amphioxiformes; Branchiostomatidae. The transcript has 5 exons. Bases 81 to 1322 code for a protein of 413 amino acids.
AUUUUUUUCGAAUGCGUCUUGUUGGGUGUCUGUACGGUUGAAGAAAUCCUCACAAGAACGCAGAGACAUCACAGACAAGAAUGUCAGGCCAUAAGAACCGCUACCUGUUGGUGACCUUGGGCUGUGUGAUGCUACUGAUCACGCCCGCACCCAGUAUGGACUUCGUGGAGGGAGAAGGGAACUACAACCAGACCAACGUGACGACCAUGGAGCCACCGCCGGCACUAACGGUGACAGCCUACCUAAUGACGACCAUCAGUGCUGUCGUGUUCCUGGUGGGUUUGACCGGCAACUCGCUGGUUAUCUACGUGGUGGCGCGGUUCCAGGAGAUGCACACCGUCACCAACUACUACAUCUCCAACCUGGCCGUCACGGACCUCGCCUUCCUCAUCUGCUGUCUCCCGUUCAGCGCCGUCAAACACGUCACGUUCGAGUGGGAACUGGGGCUGUUCAUGUGCAAGUUUGUCAGCUACAUGAUGCAGGUGACCGUGCAGGCGACCUGCCUAACCCUGGCCGUGCUGAGUGUAGACCGGUACUGCGCCAUCGUCCAUCCGGUCACGUCCAUGUCAUUCAGAACCAAGAAGGUGGCAAAGAUCCUCUGUGCAUCUGUUUGGGCAGCGUCCGCUCUUCUGGGUAUCCCCGUGGCAGUCAACUACGAACUGGUGGAGUAUGACUACUACGGUCGGCGCUACUACUGCCAGGAGGUGUGGCAAUCUGAGUCGGGACAGCGAAGCUACAUGCUGUACACGGUCCUGCUGGCGUACGUUAUCCCGCUGGCGUGCUGUGGGGCCUGCGGGGUCCUCAUCAUCCGCCGCCUGCUCACCCGUAUGGAGCGGCACCCAGCUCAGCAGCGGAACCAGGCCCGCCAGACCCGCCGUACAACCUGCAUCAUCGUCAGCGUGGUGGUUAUCUUCGCCCUCUCAUGGCUGCCUAACCACGCCAUCAACCUCUGGCGCGUCUACAACCUGAAGGCAGAGCUCACAGACACCAUCGGCGCUCUGAAAGCAGCGGCCUUGAUCCUCUCGUACUCCAACUCUGCUGUCAACCCUUUCGUGUACACACUCAUCGGGGAGAACUAUCGCAACUGCCUGAAGAAGUCCGCUCCGUGUGCGAGGAGAAAGAGUAACUACUCCUCCCGUUUUGGCAACAGCGUGACGAGAUGCUCGUGUUUGAAUGGUUCUAAAGGGGAGAUGACGGUUACGUUCGGCGUGCGUCUAGGUCACGUGCGCAACCCGCCUCUGGAGAUGAAAACGUCUUACCUGCCGUCGGAAACUGCCCAGGUUUCCAUGCCGGACUUGGAUGAUGAUGAUAAGAUCGUGUAGUGUAGGGUCAAACGUAAAAAAAUGCCGCAACUUUACGUGCCGCUUCACUGCAUGAGGUUUUAUGGGUCCCAAUUGCACCCGUGCCCGUCAGGGUUGUAGCCCCUGUCGGGCUCCGAAACAACAAAUUUGUCCCGGCGGACUGCUGGAUACUGGGGGGUGGGGGUACCCCUCGGUGUUCCCAUGGAUUGGUCACGGCGUCUGAUUUUUACCAGGUCCCGGAUUCAUUUUAAGCCCGGCCGGGCCCCCAAAUAUCCCAGGAGCCACAGGGUGACCCACGGGGCCACGCAGGGGCUACGUUUGAAAGUGCCAAAAACAUCCCGUGAACUGACCUACAGGGCCCCCUUUUCAAUUGAGACUGUAGCCUAAAGAGAGGUCGCUUUGAAGAUCACAGUUUUCGUUGCCACGAUCAUUUCUAAAACAUUCCUAAGGCUACAUUAGAGCAACGACAAAUCCUUUGCAAUAAUGAUCAUGAAUAUCCGGAUAUCCAAGGUAGGAUUAGAUUCAAAAUACAUAAGAAGUAUCCACUUUUGGUGCACAUCUUGACUUUAAGUAGUGCUGUUCCUAGCUUUCCGUCAGUUCUGUUAAAGGGCAUUGUAGAUAUCGCCACAAACGUACAACAAGUAUUGCACGGUGAUGUUGUGUCACA